This is a messenger RNA of Pungitius pungitius (ninespine stickleback), 783 nucleotides long. Its product is annotated as ras-related protein Rap-1b-like. The coding region runs from base 132 to 758 and encodes 208 amino acids. NCBI's taxonomy places the organism in Eukaryota, Metazoa, Chordata, Actinopteri, Perciformes, Gasterosteidae. The transcript has a single exon. Gene Ontology annotation, molecular function: GTP binding; GTPase activity. The record is from RefSeq and is a predicted model, not a curated record.
AGAUAAAUAAAGAGCGCAGGCUUUGACAGGCACACUCACGUGCAUGUUGCCAUCGUCCUCCACCUCUACUGAAACUUAGCCCCAGCUGACAUCCGAACGGUUCUCAGCUUUCACGCGCUGUCCUGUCCAUCAUGUCCUUCGAGGUGAAGGAGAAGACCGAGGUGCGUCUCGUUUUUUUGGGAGCGGCCGGAGUUGGGAAGACGGCCCUGAUCCAGCGCUUUCUCAAAGACACCUUUGAACCCAAGCACCGGCGCACGGUGGAGGAGCUGCACAGGAAGGAGUACGAGGUGGCGGGUGUCAAAGUCACCAUCAACAUCAUGGACACCAGCGGCAGCUACUCGUUCCCGGCCAUGCGCAAACUCUCCAUCCAGAGCAGCGACGCCUUCGCCCUGGUCUACGCCGUGGACGACCCCGCGUCCCUGGAUGCGGUCAAGAGUCUGCGAGACGAGAUCCUGGAUGUCAAGGAGGACAAGUACACGCCCAUCGUCGUGAUAGGCAACAAGAUAGACCGCCACGACGAGCGCCAGGUGUCCAGCGAGGACGCGCUGUCCACGGUGGCGCUGGAGUGGAACCACAGCUUCCUGGAGUCCUCCGCCAAGGACAACGUGAACGUGCGGGAGGCUUUCAGGGAGCUGCUCCAGCAGGCCAACCUGCCCAGCCGGUUCAGCCCGGCGCUGUGCCGGAGACGCGAGACCAUCCCCAAGGAGAGCCCCCAAAGACCCCCUCUGAACAAGAACAACAGCUGCCUCAUCGCGUAAUGACGCGCGGCUGCACACUGCAGAG